Mesitornis unicolor (brown roatelo) is the source of this 659-nucleotide messenger RNA. RefSeq names its product interleukin-2 receptor subunit alpha-like. Gene Ontology annotation, molecular function: interleukin-2 binding; interleukin-2 receptor activity. The annotation marks the transcript as partial. The record is from RefSeq and is a predicted model, not a curated record. NCBI's taxonomy places the organism in Eukaryota, Metazoa, Chordata, Aves, Mesitornithiformes, Mesitornithidae. The transcript has 3 exons. Gene Ontology annotation, biological process: inflammatory response.
AAGAAUGCCCACCUCUGCCAACGAUCGAGUUUGCUGAUGUUACUGCUGAAAGGUAUCCACUGGGGACCAGACUCUAUUACGAAUGUGUCAGUGGCUACAAGAGGAGAAGUGGCCAGUACUUGGGAAUUCGGUGUCAGAAUACACAGCAGAAGACUUCAGGGGACUACAAGGGACUUGCUUCUUGGGACUACAAGGAGUUUGAAUGCGUUGAAGAAAAAAUUUUGUUGUCUACGGCUCCCUUGAUGGAGUUAAAUUCUACGCAGAAGCUGGAAAGAAAUACACAGAGCCCUAUGUCUCAGAAGAGAGAAAACCUUUCAGAGUCUAACCAGAAAGAUUUUUGUGGUCCUCCCAGGACUGUUCCACAUGCCUCUUUAAGCCUGAACAGACGGUAUUAUGUGGGACAAGUACUAUAUUUCAAAUGCCAGAGCGGUUACGAUAAGCGACCCCCGACCUCUGGCACCCGCAGCUGCAAGAAGGUGAAUGGCAAAAUCAGGUGGACCUCACUUCGCAUGCGAUGCGCCAAUGACAGCAGCUACAGCGAUGAGUGGCUGCCACAGACUACAGAACCAGGUAUGAUGGUUGCUUUGGUAUCACAUCAAUGUCAUGACCUAUUCCUGCAGGGUCUGGACCCCCCAGCUCAGCUCAUCACACCUGCUUGA